This is a messenger RNA of Drosophila nasuta, 534 nucleotides long. Its product is annotated as tektin-B1-like. Gene Ontology annotation, cellular component: microtubule cytoskeleton; nucleus. The coding region runs from base 1 to 534 and encodes 177 amino acids. The transcript has a single exon. NCBI's taxonomy places the organism in Eukaryota, Metazoa, Arthropoda, Insecta, Diptera, Drosophilidae. Gene Ontology annotation, biological process: cilium assembly; cilium movement involved in cell motility. The record is from RefSeq and is a predicted model, not a curated record.
AUGUUGCAGGCACAGCAGGAGCGUGCUGAGCAUAGCAUUCGUAAACGCAUCUUCGAGACGCAGCGGGCACGCAAUGAACUCGAAUGGCAAAAGCUUAAGAUGAAGGAGGAAAUGGAGAGUGCUGUGUGUGAGAUCAAGUCGCUGGAGGAAUCGUUGCGCGACAAGUCAAACUUAUUGAAGUUGGCCGAGACGCGUCUUGAGAAUCGGGCUCAACGCAGUGGCAAGGAGCUGUGUCUGGAUCAUGCACAUGAUGUGCUCUGUCAGGAGGUGGAGAAGUUGCGUGAGAUUCGUCGUUGUCUUAAGGAGAAAAUCGAUGACGCCAAGGCCAACUUUAAUUUGCUCUCGGAUCAUGCACAAAAAAUCGACACGGAUCUGGAGAACAAGCAGCAUUCGUUGAUGACGGACAUACGUGCCUUGGAUUUGCGCACGCGUCUCAAGGGCGGUGAGUUUGGUCUGAAGACGAGCAAUCCAAGUGGCCAGACCGAGCGCAAUAUUAUGCUUACCCACAUGGAGCAGGAAAUUCCGAAACCAUAG